UCCCCCGAGGGUAUAAGAAGCGGGGAGUGCGAGGGCGGCGCUACUGUGUGACGCGGGGAGGUGGGCCGCCCGUGUGUGUGUCUGUGAGUGUGUGUGUGUGACGCCGCCCGUGACGACGCCCCUCUGCUGCCCUGCUCCUCCUGGAUGUCGUGCAGCGGCGGCCGGCCGGCGCUGUGACCCGCGCCAUUCACCAUGCCCAGGUGUUUCAUGGCUAAGAAGGCAGGGGGUGUCCUCCGCAGUACCCCUUACCCAUCACCGCCCUCCAGGGACCGGUCACCUUCGCCCAUGACGGAUCAAGGCACUGCUUCUUGGACGCCCCGGUCGCCCGCAGCGGGCGAGACCGCUCCUUCUCCUCCUCCUCCUCCUCCUCCACCUUCGGAAUCUCACCAUCACCCUCCUCUUCCUCCUCCGCCCCCUCCCCCUCCUCCUCCUCCUCAAAUGCCUCACCAUCAUCACCACCACCACCACAAUCAUCACCAUCAUCACAACAAUCAUCCCCAUCCCCUGAACCUCCAUGUCAGCAUCCCCCCUCACUCUCCUCCUCCUCCCCCUCCCCCUCCACCACCUACUUCCUCAGCAGCAGCAGCAGCAGCAUCAGCGCCCAUGCAUUACUAUGCCCCGACGGGCAUCAGCUCUGGCAAAGAAGAACAACACCAACAUGAGGCCGCUUCCUUCCACGUCUACCAAACGAGCCAUCACCACCAGCAACAGCAGCAACAACAACAUCAUCAACAACACCACCAACAACAACACCUACAACAACAUCACCACCAACAUCAGCAACAGGAACCUCCUCAGCACCACGAGCAGGAACACCACCUCAACCAGGAUCACUUAGACGAAGGAGGAGGAGGAGGAGGAGGAGGAGGAGGAGGCAGCAGCAGCAGUGCCCACUACCUUCAUCAUCAGCACAUGAAUCCUCCGAUGCCUCACCCCAAGACGGAGUUGAGAGGGGUUGAGGAGGAAAGAGUGGUUGAAGUGCACAUACCAGAAGUGGGCAGACCCCCUGACCCACAGCAGCAGCAGCGGCCUCCUCCCCCACACCACCACCAUCAUCAUCACCACUACGAACACCAGCCUGUGACUCUCAUCUACAACGGAUACAUUGCUGAUGGGCGUGGUUACAGCCCUCCCGGACCCGUAGCUUUGCCCUUGACACCAUCCCCCGACGCCCACGGUCGCGCUCUAACGCCCACGGAGAGCUUCGGCGGAAUGUCCCCCGAAGGUCUGGUAUCCUUGGCGCCACUGUGUCCUCAGUACGAAUCGCGGGCGGAAGCUAUGGAGGAACCGAUGAAUCUCACAGUCACCCGCCCACCGCCGGCGCUCUACGACCGCCCACCGGAGGAUCUCAGCACAGCCCACGCGAUCCUCGACCUGUCAACGGCCCGCGUGGCCGAGUACUCACCUCCUCACACUCCGCCUUCGCCUCACUCUCUGGAGUACCACCACCCUCUACCUCACCCGCAACACCCAUCAUCCCCCCAGCAGCCACCGCCCUCCUACCACCUCCACGACCCCGACGGGAACGUGAACGACCUCAGCCCGAAGCCGUCGGACUGCCACAACUCCAAAGCCUGCACGGUCGCGUAUACGUACGAGGCCUUCUUCGUCAGCGACGGACGGUCCAAGCGGAGGGGCAGCAGCAGCGAGGGCUCCUCCGAGAAGCCCCGGUACACCUGCUCGGAGUGCGGCAAGCACUACGCCACCUCCUCCAACCUCUCCAGACACAAGCAGACCCACCGCGACCUCGACUCCGGGAACGCGAGGCGAUGCCACGUCUGCGGGAAGGCCUACGUCAGCAUGCCGGCCCUGGCCAUGCACGUGCUCACGCACAAUUUGACGCACCGAUGCGGCGUCUGCGGCAAGGCCUUCUCUCGGCCGUGGCUUCUGCAGGGGCACAUGCGCUCCCACACCGGCGAGAAGCCCUUCGGGUGCGCCCACUGCGGCAAGUCCUUCGCGGAUCGCUCCAACCUGCGCGCGCACAUGCAGACCCACUCGCAGCUGAAGAACUUCAAGUGCAAGCGGUGCAAUAAGUCGUUCGCCCUCAAGUCUUACCUCAACAAGCACUACGAGUCUGCCUGCUUCAAGGACAUGCCCUUGCCGUCGCCAUCACCGCCGCAGCCCUUGGAGGUCGCCUGCACCUAGUAGCUGCUGUUGCUGCUGCUGCUGCGUCCUCCAGGUCACCGCCUGAACCGUACAAACCCACCGUCCCGACCCACGCCCACGCCCGCCGCCCAAUGAUUCACGCCCUCGUGGUCACCCUGGAAAGUGUCGCGCGAAGGGCUUGGGUUCUUUUCGCCCCCCUCUGCCAAAGGAGAGGUGGGGGACAACCCAGAGGUAGUAGGCUUGUGUCUGAUGUCAUAUUGGGCCUCGUGUCUGUCCUGUCUGUCUGUCUGCCUGUCUGCCUGCCUGCCUGAUGAAUGAGGAGUCACCAUAGCCGCAUCCAUGACAGGGUUUCUCUCCUCACACCCAUUCCUCCGCCGCCGCCUCCUCCUCCUCCUCCUCCUCCUCCAGCGCCCGUUCACCCUAGCCUCCUCCUCCUUCGAGGAUACAGCAUGAGCUGCUCUGAGUGAGACCGAAGAGGAGACAUCUCCAUCAGAAGAGAGUGAGAGGGAGAGAGAGAGAGAGGGGGCGGGGCAGAAUUCCAAACAAAACAAAAAUCAAGAUACUUGAUAUUAAAACUCAGGUCUGGUACACAAAUCCUCGGUGGCGCCCCUCGCUGCGUUGCCGGCUAAGAAAACAAAACAUGAUCAAAAGAUGACUGUUAUAAUUUUAGAUGUUGUUGCUAUUUUCUUCUUUAUUCUGUCGUCCAAGUGUAAUAAUAAUCAAGGAAUAAAGUCGGACCGUCAUAGGUCUCAUACCUACGCAAGAUCAAAACAACCAAAGACAGAACGAAAGUUGCUCCGAAGGUGUGUGUGUGUGUGAGGACAGGGGCGCACGUAGGAGGCGGGGGCGCCCUCAGUGGCUCUUCAACACAUUCCAAUACCCCUGAGGGCUGCCCACUUCCCAAACGCUCUGAUAUCCACCGGGUCAUAUGCUUUGAUGCUCCCAUGACGUCACAAUAACUUUAAAAAGUAGUAGUUAGGAUGAAUGCGGCUAUUGAUCGCCUAUUUAUUAUUAUUGUUAUAAUAUAAACAUUUACGGUUGAUUUUCGCGUUUCCAGUCGCCCUGUUUAAUGCUAUUUUGAAAAGGGCGGCGGCGUUUCAUAUACAACGAACCACAGUCAACGACCAAAGUAGAAAAGGGUCUUGUUAAUACUAUUAUUAAUGACUUAUUAUUAUUACUACAAGAGAGUAAAUAAAUAAACGAGUUAAAAAAAAAACAAAGCAUAACUCCUGCAUGUACAUAGAACUUUGUAUAGGUUACGAAUCUUUUUUCUUCUCAAUGCAUUCCAUACCAACAUUCCAACAUUCCAAAUGAAAUCCCACUUGAUGCCCUCAAGUGACUGAUAGUCUGCUAGUCGCCGUAGAGUAGGAACUCUCAAAAAUAUAAAAAUAAUUAAUUAACAUCAUCCGAUAUUAUUAUUAAUAAUAAUAUGAUACUGCAUAGUGAUAAGUAUUUUUUCGAGUCUACAUAACAUACAUACAAGCCAAAUAAUAGAAUAUAUUUGAUCAUAGGCAUAGGAAGCUUUCUACGAGGUUUUUUCUAUAUAAGAUAAGUUUCAUUUGGAUUAUUUCGGUCAGAGGGUGGCGUGAGAGCAGCGGCGGUUUGGUAGGGGGGGGGGAGACGGUCCCUCCCUCCCCCUCCCCGGAAAUGCCCAGCCCCAACGUGGUCUUAAGUAAGAAGGAAAAAUGGAGUAUUAGGGAUUACAAGGAAAGAGGGAGAAUCUGGGAAUUCUGGGAAUGAGUGAGAGUAUGGGAUGACAAGAAGAGUGAGAAUUCGGGAAUUUGGGAUGACAAGAUAACAAAAUGCUAAUUGGGAUUUUUGGAAAUUAAGAAUUUGUGGAAUUGACAGAGAAACAGUGCAGCCUUCAAGGUCAGAGUGAUUAACCGGUAAUUUGGAAUCUGAUUUAAUAUUUAUUUAUAUAUAAAGAAUUUUAAAUAGAGAGAUGUUGAUGAAUGACGGGACGAAUCUGUCAAGCUGAUUAUUAAAAUGAUUUUUACUGUGUGAAGUAUUUUGUAGCAUAUCUUUAAAAUGAUUGUCAUGAGAUCAAAGGGGAAAAGAAAAAACGUGAACGCACGAAAAUAUCUUUUAAGGAAAUUAGGUGAAGUAUGUUUGUAGAAUUUCGAAAUCCCUACUAGUGAAAGCAUAAAAGGGUGUAAGGGUCGCGUUUUCACCCCCCUCGCUCGGCCAUCGCUGCUCUCCUACCACGGCUCUGCCUUCCUUUGAGUGUGCGCUAGUCACGACGCUGCGGCCGAAUAUACUUAAAUAGUAAAUACUUAAAAAAAAAAAACUUAUUCUAGAAGGUAGUUUUUAAAGAAGUCUCAUUAUGCGGUGAUUCAAGGCGACACCGAUAAUGAUGAUGAUGAUGAUUUUGGAGGAAAACAAAUAAUGAUUUGACAGUGAUUUAAAGCAAUGAUUCUAGUGAGUAUUAAAAAUAAAAAACGUUCUUAGAGUAAGAGAUGGUGAUUUUGAUUCCAGGCUGGAAAUCCAUGAUGAUGUCAUAUCUUAUACCCAUUCUUAUAGUAACUGGAACUCUUUUUAAGAUUGCCUUUCCAUUUGACAACUACAGACCUGACACACACACACACACACACACACACACACACACACACACACACACACACACCUCAAACCUGUCAGUAAUACAUUAAUCGAUACUGUUUAAAUACAUGCGCGCACAGACACGCCUUUCACGGGCAUACGCUCACACAUAUACACGUGUAUGCAGAUACACAGAUGUACGCAGAAACGCGUACACGUCCAUCAAAAGCUUGACUCUUGUUUCCAGUGUUACAUGUGACUGGAGGCACAUGGUCAGUUUCUUGCACGAAGAUUUUUUUUUUUUUUUUUUCACUGUUGUAUAGUUCCUCCCUUGUUCGCUAAGUAAGUUUAUUUUUCUUAUGUCCACUCCAUAUUCAGAUAUUAUUACAAGAAAGGAAUUUGACCGGGGGACGGAAUUUAAGCUUUGUUUUUAGGAGGUCAUGAAAAUAGAGGAAACAAAAAAAGUGAAGACUGGUCAUCAGUGUAAUUUCAUAUUUAUAUAUAUAUUUAUUUCUUCACCCACAGAAAAUUCUUCAAGGAAUAUUGUUAUACAGACGAAGGAGGAAAAUUUUUAUUAAUAUCAAUGUUAUUGUUAUUAAAUUUUCCCUAUCAGGUGAAAAAAUUUGUGAGGAGUAUUGGAAUUAGAAAGUGAAGAAAGUUGUCAUCUGUGUAAUGUCAUAUUUAAGUUUUUUUUUUUAAUCAGUCUUGUCGAAAUUGCCGGAAUUAAAUUUCAUCAACUGUCAAAUUUAUGAUGAGAAUUGUGAUUCAACGGGAGUUUGGUUGUGAUAGAAGCUUCGUUUCACUAUGUAACAAAUUUUGAAUUUAUUCUUUUUAUUUACCAUCUGAAAAGCAUUACAAUUAACCCCCCCCCAUCCCCUCUGGAGGGACACCCCCCCCCCCCGGCUAUCACCCCCUUCAGUUUUCCUAGGAAACUUCAGUAUGUAACAAAUUGUGAA
This is a messenger RNA of Macrobrachium nipponense, 5600 nucleotides long. RefSeq lists its product as uncharacterized. The record is from RefSeq and is a predicted model, not a curated record. Lineage: Eukaryota; Metazoa; Arthropoda; Malacostraca; Decapoda; Palaemonidae. The transcript is spliced from 2 exons. Gene Ontology annotation, molecular function: RNA polymerase II cis-regulatory region sequence-specific DNA binding; DNA-binding transcription factor activity, RNA polymerase II-specific. Gene Ontology annotation, biological process: regulation of DNA-templated transcription. Bases 193 to 2145 code for a protein of 650 amino acids.